UCCAUGUGGAAGACUAAGCGGAGUACCGUGAAGGGCUACUUCCUAGCCGGAGGGGAAAUGGUGUGGUGGCCGGUGGGGGCUUCUCUGUUUGCGAGUAACGUUGGCAGCGGGCAUUUCAUCGGCCUGGCGGGCUCUGGGGCUGCGUCUGGAAUCGCUGCCACAGCCUACGAGUGGAAUGGCAUGUUCUGUGUCCUGGUCCUGGCAUGGCUGUUCCUUCCCAUCUACAUGGCUGCUGGGGUUACAACCAUGCCAGAAUACUUGCAGAAACGGUUUGGUGGCAAAAGGAUACAGAUCUUCCUAGCGAUUCUCUACUUGUUUAUCUAUAUAUUCACCAAAAUCUCAGUCGACAUGUAUGCUGGGGCCCUGUUCAUCCAACAAGCCUUGCACUGGGAUCUCUACGUGGCUGUUAUCGGCUUGCUGAUAAUCACAGCAAUUUAUACUGUGGCAGGUGGCCUGGCAGCAGUGAUCUACACGGACACCCUGCAAACAGUCAUCAUGCUGGCCGGUGCCCUGACUCUCAUGGGUUUCAGCUUUGCCAAAGUUGGAGGGCUUGAGGAUUUGAAGGACCGGUACUUCAAGGCCAUUGCCAAGAGCCACCCUGGAAACAGCAGCUGCGGCUUGCCGAGGGAAGAUGCCUUUCACAUCUUCAGGGACCCUGUGACUUCUGACCUCCCAUGGCCAGGGGUCUUGGUUGGAAUGACCAUCCCGUCUCUGUGGUACUGGUGCACAGACCAGGUCAUUGUUCAAAGGUCACUUUCAGCCAAGUCCCUCUCUCAUGCCAAGGGAGGGUCCUUAUUGGCCUCCUACCUGAAGGUCCUGCCUCUCUUUAUGAUGGUUUUGCCCGGCAUGAUCAGCCGCAUCCUCUUUCCAGAUCUGGUGGCUUGUGCCGAUCCAAAAGCCUGUGAAGAUAUCUGCGGCAACCCAUCUGGAUGUUCGGACAUUGCUUACCCAAAACUUGUCAUUGAACUUCUACCAAUAGGGCUCAGAGGACUGAUGAUGUCAGUGAUGAUUGCGGCCCUGAUGUCAUCCUUGACCUCCAUCUUCAACAGCGCCAGCACCAUUUUCACCAUGGACCUCUGGCGGCAUUUCAGGCCUCUGUCUUCCGAAUGGGAACUGAUGAUCGUUGGCAGGGUGUUUGUCCUGCUCCUCGUGGUUGUGUCCAUCCUCUGGAUUCCGCUGGUCCAGGCCAGCCAAGGCGGCCAGCUUUUUAUUUACAUCCAGUCAAUCAGUUCUUACCUACAACCUCCUGUGGCCGUAGUCUUCAUCCUGGGGUGCUUCUGGCGUAGGACGAAUGAAAAGGGUGCAUUCAGUGGCCUCUUGGUCGGGAUGGUACUGGGCCUGAUCCGGAUGGUGCUGGAUUUUGUCUACAUGCUGCCACGAUGCGACGAGCCAGACAGCCGGCCGGCUGUGGUGAAAUAUGUCCACUAUCUCUACUUCUCCAUCAUCCUGUCUGUCGUCACGUUGGUGGUGGUGGUGGUGGUCAGCCUCUUGACAGAGCCUCCGACGGAAGGAAUGGUCAGCCGUCUUACGUGGUUCACCCGCAAGGAUGUUCCAGCAGUGAAGGACCGCCCCUUGCCCGAGGCUUCCCCUCCUCCUGCAGUGCAGCUCAGCGUUAGCGACGGCCCAGAAAACGUUUGCAACGACAAGACAAGGAUCGUUGUCUCACCGUUGACUGUCUCCUCUCCAGGUACUUUGGGUGGCAAGAAGGCUUCUAAACUGAUGAGGCUGUUUUUGUGGGUCUGUGGGAUGGACAGCAGAGAAAGAGACACUCCUAUAGCUGCCAAAGCUGAAGUCCCUAUGGCUCCCCCCAAAGAAGCGCCGUGGGUGAAACACGUCCUCAACAUCAACUUGAUCUUGUGCUUAAGUGCUGGCAUCUUCCUCUGGGGUUACUUCGCAUAG
Euleptes europaea (tarantolino) is the source of this 1899-nucleotide messenger RNA. It is a transcript of the gene SLC5A11, whose product is annotated as solute carrier family 5 member 11. Gene Ontology annotation, molecular function: D-glucose:sodium symporter activity. The coding region runs from base 4 to 1899 and encodes 631 amino acids. NCBI's taxonomy places the organism in Eukaryota, Metazoa, Chordata, Lepidosauria, Squamata, Sphaerodactylidae. The record is from RefSeq and is a predicted model, not a curated record. Gene Ontology annotation, biological process: transmembrane transport. The transcript has 14 exons. Gene Ontology annotation, cellular component: plasma membrane.